AUGUCUUGGUUGCCCUGGCUCCUCACUGGGUGGCCCUCCUCAGCCCUCUCCCUGCUGCUUCUCAGUGUAGUGGGCAGACAGACAGGUCUGGAGGUGGUUCAGGCAGUAGUGUGCUCUCAGUGGGGUGCACCGAGCAGCAAGAGCCUCUCCCAGGAUGGAGAUGUAAUUAUUGGUGGACUUUUUAGUCUGCAUAACAUACCUUCAACUAUAGAGCAGGACUUCAGCAAGCUGCCACAUUAUAAACCUUGCACUGGGUUGGAACUAGAGUCAUUACAAUUAAUGUAUGUUAUGGCAUUUGCUGUGGAGGAAAUCAAUCGUAACAGCUACCUGCUGCCAGGAGUGAAGCUGGGCUACCGUAUAUUUGACAGCUGUGGCCGAUACCCCUGGCCUGUUCCUUUGCUCAUUGCUGCUUCUUCAUCUACGAUAGGAAUAAUACUGUCCAGGAUCCUAGAACCUCUCUUUGUACCAGUUAUCAGCUAUUUGGCUAGCUGUCCCUGUCUUAGUGACAGAUCCAAGUUUCCUAACUUCUUCAGAACCAUCCCCAGUGAUAUUUAUCAAGCCCGGGCCAUGGCAAGACUGGCUAUACGCUUCCACUGGACUUGGAUUGGAGCUGUUAUUGUAAACAAUGACUAUGGUCAACUGGCGAUACAGGUAUUUCAGGAAGAGAUUCGUGGGAAAGGGGUGUGUUUGGAAUUCAUAGAGAUUGUCAACAGAGUAACUAUUUUGAGUGAUGCCAAACGUAUAGCCCACACAAUUCAGUCUUCCACUACAAGGGUGAUUCUGAUCUUUUGCUGGUAUACUGAUGUAAAGGAAGUUUUUCUGGAACUGGCCAAAAGAAAUGUGACUGACAGACAGUUUCUGGCCAGUGAGGCCUGGAGUACCAGUGAUGAUCUUCUCCAAGAUCUUGCCAUCUCAAAGGUGGCAAGUGGUGUUCUUGGUGUGGCCAUUCGAAGUUCAAAAAUAUCUGGAUUUGAAAAUUAUCUCAGAAAUUUGCACCCACGUCAUCGUCCUGAUGAUGAAUUCUUAAGAGAAUUCUGGGAAAAGGAGUUUGGUGGUACAGAGUCUCUGGAGGGAGUACAGAAUCUCUUUACUGACACCUCCCAGUUAAGGGUGUCAUAUAAUGUCUACCUUGCUGUUUAUGCUGCAGCCCACGCCCUACACAGCCUUCUCUCCUGCCCCAAAAGAGACAGUCCCCCCAGAAACAACAUCUCAACUUGCUCUUCUUCAAAAUCCAUCAAGUCAAUAGAGCUGUUGCAGCACUUGAACAAAGUGAAUGUCACCACACCACAGGGUGAAAUGUUUUAUUUCCAAGGGGCCGACAUUCCAGCAAAGUACGAUCUUGUCAACUGGCAGAACACUCCUGAGGGGACACUAAAACUUGUUUUGAUUGGUCGUGUGGAUGGAUUUGAUCUCAUCCUUAAUGAAUCAGCUAUUCAGUGGAGCACAGGAUCCAAUCAGGUGCCUGUUUCAGUGUGCAGUGAGAGCUGCCCUCCAGGGACCAGAGUGGCCACCAGGAAAGGGGAACCUGUCUGCUGCUUCGACUGUAUCCCAUGUGCUGAAGGGGAGAUCAGCAAUACAACUGGUUCCCCCCACUGUGAGCGUUGUCCAUCUGAGUUUUGGUCCGAUGCUGAACGAACUGCCUGCAUCCCUCGUCAAGUGGAUUUCCUUUCCUUUAAUGAAACUUUGGGCAUUACUUUGGCUACAGCAGCUGUGUCUGGGGCUACGGUGACAACAGCUGUGUUUGUGGUUUUUCUUAAAUACCAUCAAACACCUAUGGUACGAGCCAACAACUCAGAACUGAGCUUUCUGCUUCUUGUGUCGCUGAAGCUCUGCUUCCUGUGCUCACUGGUGUUCAUUGGUCGUCCAUCAGUCUGGGCUUGUCGGUUCCAGCAGGCAGCUUUUGGGAUCAGCUUUGUACUUUGUGUUUCCUGCCUCCUGGUAAAAACCAUAGUGGUUCUGGCUGUUUUCCGCUCAGCUCGGCCUGGUGCUGAAGCCUUGAUGAAGUGGUUUGGUCCAGGCCUACAGAGAGGAAGUGUCUGCUUCUUUACCUGUAUACAGGUUAUCAUCUGUGCUGUAUGGCUGUCUCUCAGCCCCCCUGUGCCUCAUCAUGAUCUGGGUUUCCAAGGGUCAAAGGUCACCCUGAAGUGUGCCAUGGCCUCUGAGGUGGGCUUUUCUCUUGUCCUGGGUUAUAUUGGCCUGUUGGCCUGUACCUGCCUCCUCUUGGCCUUUCUUGCUCGGAAACUUCCUGACAACUUCAAUGAGGCCAAACUGAUCACUUUCAGCAUGCUGAUCUUCUGUGCUGUCUGGGUGGCCUUUGUCCCUGCUUAUGUUAGCUCUCCUGGGAAGUAUGUUGUCGCUGUGGAAAUCUUUGCAAUUCUUGCUUCUAGCUAUGGUUUACUGCUCUGCAUAUUUGCUCCAAAAUGUUUCAUUAUUCUUUUGAGGCCUGAGAAGAACACUAAGAAACACCUGAUGGCUAGAUAG
Molecule: messenger RNA, 2481 nt
Organism: Lates calcarifer (barramundi perch)
Lineage: Eukaryota; Metazoa; Chordata; Actinopteri; Centropomidae
Product: extracellular calcium-sensing receptor-like
Biological process (GO): G protein-coupled receptor signaling pathway
Cellular component (GO): membrane
Molecular function (GO): G protein-coupled receptor activity
Source: RefSeq, a predicted model, not a curated record